AAAGAGAUUUCUGGAAGCUGUGUUUUUAUUUCGUUUGAACUCGUCUAAAACACUUCAUGUUCUUCGUCUCGGCAUAAUAUAAAAUCAAAGACUGUUUGUUCAGAGUGUAAGGCUGUUUUAGAUUCUUUGAUCCUAAACUUUAAGAAAUGGUGCUGAUUGAACCUCACCCUACUGAUGAGCAACCGCAGCAACAACAACAACAACUAGAAGCCACGAAAGCCACAUCUUUAACAUCAUCUGAAACGACACGGGGUUCUACUGCCGCCGCUGUAUCAGAAAAUGCCAACGGAGGAGAUGCUGCCUCAGAUGGAUUCGAAACAGCUAGCGAACGUGACGUCAGCGACAACGAAGAAGACGACCGCGCUGGCGAUAAACAGCCACCCCAACAGAGGGGUCCCGAUUCUUAUCAAGAUGCCUUAAACGACGAGCAACUGAAAGAGAAAGCUUUGGCACAAGCAAAUGAUGCAAAAACAGAAGGAAAUAAAUUGUUCGGAAACGGCCAAUACCAGGAGGCCUUGUUACAGUAUGAGAUUGCUUUGCAAGUUACGGCGGAGAUGCCUUCGGCCACUGAAAUUCGUUCCAUUUGCCAUUCAAAUCGGGCUGUUUGCUUGCUGAAGCUGGGUAAUUAUGAGGAAACCAUCAAGGAAUGUAAUAAAGCUUUGGAACUUAAUGCUUCUUAUAUGAAAGCUCUUGUUAGACGCGGAGAAGCUCAUGAAAAGCUUGAACAUUUUGAAGAAGCUAUUGCUGAUAUGAAGAAGAUAUUGGAAUUGGAUCCUGCUAAUGACCAGGCUCGGAAGGCCAUUCGUCGCUUGGAACCAUUGGCCGCAGAGAAAAGAGAAAAGAUGAAAGAGGAGAUGAUUGGAAAGCUAAAAGAAUUGGGCAACUCUGUUCUGGGUCGUUUUGGGAUGAGUAUUGACAACUUCAAAGCUGUCAAAGAUCCAAACACUGGCUCUUAUUCUAUAUCAUUCCAGAAUUGACAUCGUCACUACCCACAAGCAACAUGUGAGAGAAAAAUGAAGGCAGCCUUUAGCAUGACACAAGAUAUGCGGGCUUGGAAUUUUUUUAUGCUGAAUAUUUCUUUGCAAGUAGACUAGGCAAUUUGUGUCACGUUCAUAUAUUUUCUCGAUAUCCUAGUUGUUUUGUGUUAUUUUAUGUUUAUAUACCUUUUGACUAGUUAAUAAUGCAUUAUAAGGAUUUUGGCA
Messenger RNA from Gossypium raimondii (Peruvian cotton), 1202 nucleotides. RefSeq lists its product as uncharacterized. The record is from RefSeq and is a predicted model, not a curated record. Lineage: Eukaryota; Viridiplantae; Streptophyta; Magnoliopsida; Malvales; Malvaceae. The transcript is spliced from 5 exons. Gene Ontology annotation, molecular function: protein binding. The coding region runs from base 147 to 977 and encodes 276 amino acids.